AGAAGUUCGAUCUGACAGCAAAGUAAUAGUCUAUCGACACUGGCCAGUCAUUCUAAAGAUUUCGAUGUUUACUAUACUUCGGUUGUGUGAUCGCUUAAAGUAUUUCUCUUUUUAAUAAUAUUUCGAUUCAUUUUUUACGAUGAUAUCAAAGAGUAUGAUAAUCUUCUAAAACAUGCGCAUACUUACGUUUACUUUUAAACUUUUAACGAUAUGUGGAUGUUGGCGACCGGAUUCUUGGUCAUCGUUGCAUAAACGAGUAGCAUACAACAUGUAUACAAGUAUAAUAGUUUUAUUGCUAAAUUCUUUUCUGCUAUCGCAAUUGAUGGACGUAAUCCUAACAGUGAAUAAUGCCGACGAUUUUUCUGAUAAUUUCUUUGUACUAAUUGCUAUGUUUAUUUCUUGUUGUAAACUAUUUAUUUUGCUUAUGAAUCGUAAAAAUAUUAUCAUGCUGAUCAACAUGUUGAUGGACAAACCAUGUAGACCGUCGAGAUCGACAGAAAUGAACAUUUUUGAUAAAUUCGAUAAAAGCAUGCACAUUAAUACUUGGCGCUACGUAUAUUUGGGAACGGUAACACAAUCAUGUAUCGUGUUAUCUUCUUUAUCUAUAAGCUUCAAAAAUAGAAAAUUAACAUUCAGAGCAUGGUUGCCAUUUGAUUACUCAUCAACGCUAUUAUUCUCUCUGAUGUACACUCAUCAAAUGAUAAGUUUGGUUACUGCAGCAUUUUUAAAUAUUGGUUGCGAUACUCUCAUCUGUGGAUUAUUAGUCCAUAUUUGUUGUCAAAUUGAGAUCUUACUCUAUCGUUUGAGAAAAGUAGUAUCUUAUUCUGACGUUCUUCGCGAUUGCAUACGUCAACAUUAUCAUAUCAUCAGACUUGCAUUUAUUGUAAAUGCAAAAUUUAGACUGACUAUUACUAUCCAGUUUAUAAUGAGUACAUUGGUAGUAUGCUUCAGCCUCUAUCAAAUAAGUAAAAUAGCAACUAAAGCUAAAUAUAUUGAAAUGACAUUAUAUAUAUCUUGUAUGUUAACGCAAAUCUUCUUGUAUUGUUGGUAUGGGAACGAAUUAAAGCUAAAGAGUCAACAAAUGAUUGACAAUAUUUUCGGAAUGGAGUGGUUGACCUUGGAUGAAAAUAAAAAGAAGUCUCUAAUGAUAAUAAUGAGGCGAACGAUUAUGCCUAUUCAGAUUACCUGUGCUUAUAUUAUUCCCAUGAAUAUUGAUUCUUUUAUGGGUAUACUUAAGACGUCUUAUUCUACUUAUAACUUACUGCAAAACAUGAGAAUAUAAUUCUAUGAAAGAUCGAUGGAAUUAAAGUGCUAGGCAUGUCAUAAUGUUAAGGUUUUACUGGCAACGAAGGACUCACGAUAUUAUAUCAAUGCAAAUACAUGAAUUAAUAUUCUUACUAUAAUCAAUAAGUGCAACAUAUAAAUGUUUAAUUGUGCUUGUAGCACUUAAUGAAAAUAAUAUACAUGUCUUUAACGAAAUUCUAAAAAACAAAUAUAUGUGUGAUGUUUUCGAUAAAACUACUUACGCACUUCUCAUGAAAUCAGCACAAAUAUGAUUUAUACAUUAUUGUUAUAUACAUAUAUGUAUGUGAAACAAUAAUAUAUGUAUAUACAUGAUGUGAUAACUUGUUUACUCUAUAUUAGAGACGUGAUAAUGGUUUUUAUCCUUGAUUUCAAUCCUUAAUUUAAAUGGAGAUCACUUCAUACAACAAUAACUAA
Molecule: messenger RNA, 1719 nt
Organism: Vollenhovia emeryi
Lineage: Eukaryota; Metazoa; Arthropoda; Insecta; Hymenoptera; Formicidae
Product: odorant receptor Or1-like
Exons: 6
Coding region: 173-1282 (369 amino acids)
Biological process (GO): sensory perception of smell; detection of chemical stimulus involved in sensory perception of smell
Cellular component (GO): plasma membrane
Molecular function (GO): odorant binding; olfactory receptor activity
Source: RefSeq, a predicted model, not a curated record